AAGACCAAACUGACCAGGAGAAGAGGACUUUUAUAACUGACCUUUGAUUCAAGAAGGGUUCAUGUUCAAUUAAAUUCUGGACAUAGUCAUCACUCCAUUUGAUUUUGUAAAUUUUACACAACUUACAUCAUGUUGUCCAACUGUUACCAGAAGUUCUACACUAACCAGAUCCACUCCAGCUCACUGCUCUAUCAGCUGUCUACCAUGUGGAAAAGCCAAGUCCUUUGUGAUGCUGUCAUCAGAUCAGGCUCCACUGUUAUCAAAGCCCAUCGUGUAAUUUUAGUAGCUGCUUGCCCUAUGUUACAGUCCAUGGAAAAGUCUUCAAUAGGUUCCCAUCUGGAGGUCCGUCUGGCAUCAGACAUCGCAGCAGAUUCCAUAAACACAUUCCUACAAUAUCUGUAUGAAGGCUUUAUGAUGUUAACUGAGGAGAAUUGUAAAGAAGUGGAGAAAAUCGCCAGAUUGCUACAGGUUGAUAGUGUGAUCAAGUGUUGUGCAGACUUCAGUAAGUGUGUUAGCUUAAAAACAGGGACUGGAAACUUUAGUAAUGAACAGUAUCGCUAUACAUUCCAUGACAUGAUAGAGUUCCGCCAUGUUAGAUCUUCAGACUUACAGAAAACAGUGCAGGACAAACUAAAGAGGCCAUCCACAGAUUUCCUCAGAGCCGGGAGCCCAAGCACAAAGAGACCCAAGCAUUUCAGGAUGGGAAGCCCCUCAGAUAUAUCAGUGAUUGCAGAUAGGUUAUCGAUGGCUCAGAGUUACGCACAGCAAGAAAAACAAGUGAAUCACUCUGGUGCUGUGAACUCUAGUCAAAGAUCUAAUGGUAGUUCCCAGAAACAACCUGUGUUCCCUGUAGAGAUAGUGGAGGACAGUAUAGAACUUGUUCAGACAGAGGUCAACCCUGACACAAAUACUAUUAGUGUGGAUGAAGCAGUGUCUGUAGGAAUUGCCAGUCAGAUAGACAAUUCUUCUGAUUUACAGGUCAUUGACAUAUCAAAAGAUAAAUCAAACCACCCAAGUGCUAGCAACAAUAGUGCAGCCCAUUCCCACCAUCCACAUGAUUCCAUAACUGUAAAUCCUCUGGAAAACUUUGCCAACACAGAUGGUGCUUUGUCGAAUCUGAGAGAUUCUUCAUUUCCUCCACCUCUGACUUCUCAUCGAACAUUAUCUACAUCCUCAUCUAGACAAACUGAAGACGUACCCACUCUGCGUAGGUCAAAAGCAACUGAAAGACCUCCUGAUUCCUUGCCUUUACAAGCCAUGCAGCAUUUGACCAGGUCUUCAAAUUCUUCCCUAGUUCCUAGCAGUCCUGUACAGUCAAGUCAAGAUAUUCAGGGGGGCAGAUCAAUGUUUACAACUUCUGUUACUUCAGAGAGGGGCAGUAAGUCAGGCAGGGCUGGUGCUUCCCAGACAAAUGAUGGAAGGAAAGAAAAAAGCUCUCUGCAAGGUGAACCUGAUCUCAGUAUUGUAAAGAGUGAGACUAUGGACAAUGACAGCACACCUGGAGGACUUGAGAUGUAUGUGGACUCACUAGAUGAACCUCAUGACACGGGUCAGCGAGAUUCGGAGGCGGACGACACAGAAGGUGAUGUCACGGGUGACUGGAACAAAGAGGAUUUAUCAAUGGAGGGAAACAUUACUGGUGACCAAACAAUGUGGGUGGAUCCAAAUUUCAAAGAGCAUGGUUGGAUAAGCACACCACAUCGGGCAACAGAGGUUCUCACCCAACUGGCAAUGUAUGCAGCUCCACCUAGUGGUGGACUGACCCCCAUAGAACCCCCACCUCUUUCUGUGUAUGUCACGCCACCAAACGGAGGCAGUAGCAGACGCAAAAAGAAAAAGCAUUAUGAACCUGUAAUUGAUUUCAAAGAGAGUGUAAUUGGUAAGGAGGAUGACAAAUCCUUGGAUGAUUCAGUAUCUGCUGAUGGUGAAUUGAUGUCGGCCAGCAGUCUUGUGUCCACAAUGACUGAAAACGAGUUUGCUCAACUGUCAAGUAUGAUCCCUUCGUUCAGUGAUGUAAGUGUCCAUUGCACUGAGAGUUUGCAAGGCAAGCAAAAGAACUGUGUCCUCUGCAAGUAUUUGGGCAGAAAGACCAACGAGGGGCUCCUAAAGGUUAGAACCAGAGCCAAGUGUAACGCCUGUGAUACCCCUUUAUGCAAAGGACCACCAAGGAACUGUUUCCGUGACUUCCACGAAUUGUACAAGAAAUUCAAAUUUCCUGACUUAAAGUGGAGUCAUGCUUCAGUGUAUCAGUACCCAGGAAGAGGAGCAAAUGCUCGAUUUAUCAUCACUCCAGAUGUAAACGACAGUCUUCCUCCACAGUGACAAAACUAUCAUAGGUUACAAGAUGAAAGUUGUUUUUAUUCAAGAGAAAUUUUAUCAAUGAAACUAAGGUUGUACUGAGAGUAGGUAAUUGAUCAGUGUGCACCAGAAACUUUUUACAGCAUUAGACCAUCUUGGCUAGAAGUAGGCUUUAGUGAUAAUCUGGCAUCAUUUUGUACUUUACAGCAGUACAUGUAUGUGUAACUUGUAAAAUUCUAUAGGUAAAAGGUAUAGAAAACAAAACAGAAAAGAACUGUGAAGUGUUUGUUCAUAUUGAUGAUAAUUCAAAGAAAAUCACUUGUCAGCAUCAUAAAAACUACUGCUGACCUCCUUUUUGGAUCAAAAUUUGAUUAGAAGUUUUGGUGCAGACUGACUGAUUAUGACUUAAGACGAGGCUGCUCAUUAUAUAUGCAUGUACUUGUUUUUUGUUUUUAUCAUGUUAUUCCUUGGUGUUGGUUAUAUUGGUUAUAUUUUAAAAUAUUUAUCAUUAUUUGAAAUGCCUGACUUGCUCUGCAUGAUGAGGAAUAAAUUCAGGUGUCUUUUUUUUGCUGAUCAUUAUACAUUUUUCCUUGAUCUUCUUUGUGAAAUAUGACAUGACUUGAAAAAAAAUAUUGUACUUUGUUAAAUUUAAGGUUCACAAGUUCUGCAGUGCAAUAUUACUUAUCAGUGUUCACAACAAAUUAACUUUGGUAUGUUCCUGUAUGAAUGUGAGAAAAUUAAACCUGAAGUAUCAUUUAUACAAACUAUACUGAUGGAGUAUAGAUGUAUGCAAGUUAUUUAUUUUAACAGUGUAUUUCUUUUUAUUUUUGAAAUGCAUCAUUUAGAACAGACUUAUGAACUAAAAAUGUACACUUAUAAUUAUAAUUGUAAGUACUUCUAACUUUAUACAAAUGUUAUGUAGAUUUUUACAACAAAACUUUGGUGAUGAAGGACAGAGAUAAUUUACCUUAAUUAAUGGCAGUGGACAAGUAAUCUGUUCGUUCAUUGAACAUUCACCAACUACCCACCUAGAACUCUGUUCUAAAAUUUUGAUUACAUACUUUUUAGCUCACCUGAGCCGAAGGCUCAAGUGAGCUUUUCUGAUCAAAAUUUGUCCGUUGUCUGUCGUUGUCGUCGGUGUCGUCGUCGUCGUUGUAAACUUUUCACAAUUUCAUCUUCUUCUCCAGAACUACUGUGCCAAUUACAACCAAACUUGCCACAAAGUAUCCUUGGGUGAAGGGAAUUCAAGUUUGUUCAAAUGAAGGGCCACACCCUCUUUCAAGGGGAGAUAAUAAAGAAUUAGUGAAAAAUUAAUAGCAUCUUUUAAAAAUCUUCUUCUCAAGAACCAGAGGGCCAGGAAAGAUGAAACUCAUGUGUAAGCAUCCUUAGGUAGUGUAGAUUCAAGUUUGUUCAAAUCAUGACCCCUGGGGGUAGGGCGGGGCCACAAUGGAGGAUCAAAGUUUUACAUAGAUAUAUAUAGGAAAAACCUUAAAAAAAAUCUUCUCAGGAACAGCAGAGCCAUGAUGAGUCAUAUUUAUAUGGAAGCAUCCUCAGGUAGUGUAGAUUCAAGUUUGUUUAAAUAAUUACCCCCAGGGGUAGGGCGGGGCCACAAUGGAGGAUCAAAGUUUUACAUAGAAAUAUAUAGGAAAAAUCUUAAAAAAUCUUCUUCUCAAGAACAGCAAAGCCAUGAUGAGUCAUUUAUAUGGAAGCAUCCUCAGGUAGUGUAGAUUCAAGUUUGUUCAAAUCAUGACCCCUGGGGGUAGGGCAGGGCCACAAUGGACUAUCAAAGUUUUGCGUAGAAAUAUAUAGGAAAAAUCUUUAAAAAUCCUCUUCUCAGAAACAGCAAAGCCCUGAAUGAUCAUAUUUAUAUGGAAGCAUCCUCAGGUAAUGUAGAUUCUAUUUUGAUCAAAUCAUGACCCCGGGGGUAGGGUGGGGCCACAAUGGAGGAUCAAAGUCUUAAAUAGAAAUAUAUAGGAAAAUUUCUUCUUCUGAAGAACUGCAAAGCCAUGAUUAGUCAUUUUGAUAUGGAAGCAUCCUCAGGUAGUGUAGAUUCAAGUUUGUUAAAAUGAUGACCCCCUGGGAUAAGGUCGGGCCACAAUGCAGGAUCAAAAAUUUUACAUAAGAACAUAUAGGAAAAAUAUUUCUUCUCAAAAACAGAAAAGCUAUGUUUAGUCAUAUUGAUAUGGAAGCAUCCUCAGGUAGUGCAGAUUCAAGUCUGUUCAAAUGAUGACCCCUGGGAUAGGGAGGAGCCACAAUGGGGGAUCAAAUUUUUACAAAGGAAUAUAUGGGAAUUUUUUUUUAAAAUCUUCUCAAGUACAACAAAGCCAUUUGUUAUAUUGACAUGGAAGCAUCAUCAGGUAGUUUAAAAUUCAAGCCCCCCCCCCCCCCCUCCCCAGUAAUCUUUUCAAUACUGAACUGUUUUGUGCUUUUGCCAAGGCAAUGUACUCAGGUGAGCGAUGUGGCCCAUGGGCCUCUUGUUUGGUGGUUGUUUCGUUAUCAAGAUAUGUAAUGUGAAUGACUGUUCCCCUUUUGUUAGAAGCAUGUUUAUUUAGUUUUAAUCCACAAUUUGUACUUUCCAUUUGAAACAUAACACUGUGUAUACAGUGUACAAAUGAAAUAGAAGACUAAAUUUGUUACCAAGGUGAAACAUAAAAUUGCUUCAAAUGGUGUCCUAAUUUAGAAGUAAGUUAACAUUGAAAUUAAUUUCCUCACCCAAUAAUCACUUAUAUCCUUGGAAAAAUGGAAAUAAUUUUUUAAGGGUCACCAAAGUAAUUUGAAAGUGGUGUCUUAACAUUUUAUUUAAAAAACAACAAUAAAAAAACCCUGGUAUUUAUUUUAAAUUCAUGAUUUGGUACAUUGAAAGAGAAAUAAAAAUUGACAAAUUCCUCUUCAUAUUGUAGGAUAUUUACAUACCAGUAACUUCAAUUUCUUGCAGAAUUAGCUUUUGCUAGUAUUAUAAGUCUCAGAUUUAGAAAAAACAAUCUUAUUUUUUUAUGAAAUUUGAUAAACUGUUAAACGUAGUAAUAUAGAGGAUGGUAACAAUAUGUUUAUUAUUAUGUAAGACUGAAAUGGCGAAGUUUUAGUAUGUGUGAUACCAGAAGCUGAAAUCAUAAUCUAGUCAAGAGAGCAACAGGUGUGCUCAUAUUGUAAAUCAAGCAAUAUUUACCAAAAAAAAUCUUGCAUGUAAAAGAACUUUCAGUUUAUUAUAUUAUAUUAAAGUAUAAGCAUUAGUAAUAACUUAGUGUUGUCUAAUAGUGUAAGAUAAUUCCAUUGUUACUCAGGGGUUAAGGAGUAUUUUGAUAAAUAUUGCAGUAAUGUUACAAGCUUUGCUAUUUUUACCCUCUCCUCAUUGGCAAAUUAAAGGCUGGAUUAUUUCAUUUUCAUUUCAAAAAGAGAAUAUAUUGGUAAGAAAAUGAUGUCCAUGAAUGAGUGACAGCCUAAAACAGAUAAUAAUUACACAAGUUUUUAUGGUGAUAGAAAUUAAUUUUAUACCAUAUUUGCUGUAGAAUAGUCUUAUGUUGAUUAUAUGUUAAGCAUUCCAUAUACAGAACAUUGUCUGCCAUUUGUGAAAAAGAAAUUUGAAAAUGAAGUAUACUGCAUGUUAUAGUCAGAUUUGUAUAUGUAUUCAUAAUGAUAUAUAUAAUGUAGAGAAUUUAUCAGCUAUAUUUGACAAAAUGCUGUAUUUGUUGAUUUUAAAUAAAUUUUAUCUAUUUUU
Molecule: messenger RNA, 6013 nt
Organism: Saccostrea echinata
Lineage: Eukaryota; Metazoa; Mollusca; Bivalvia; Ostreida; Ostreidae
Product: zinc finger and BTB domain-containing protein 18-like
Exons: 5
Coding region: 130-2322 (730 amino acids)
Molecular function (GO): protein binding
Source: RefSeq, a predicted model, not a curated record